This is a messenger RNA of Callithrix jacchus (white-tufted-ear marmoset), 1155 nucleotides long. RefSeq names its product C-C motif chemokine ligand 17 (gene CCL17). Lineage: Eukaryota; Metazoa; Chordata; Mammalia; Primates; Cebidae. Gene Ontology annotation, cellular component: extracellular region. Gene Ontology annotation, molecular function: chemokine activity. Gene Ontology annotation, biological process: immune response. The record is from RefSeq and is a predicted model, not a curated record.
UGGUGAUCGAAGUACCACUGGGCUCUGGCCUCCUUCGGUCAGGGCCUAGCCUGGGGUGGGACAGGCAACCAAAGCUGCUCUGUGCCCUGGCUGGGCCUCAGUCUCUCUCAGAGGCAGAUAAAGAAUGGACCUCCCUGCAGAGUGAUGCCCCUGUGCCCAUGGCCCACAGCCAGUGUGGCCCCCAGUGCCCUGAAUCUUGCCCACAGUCCAGGAGAAGAGCCCUGCUUGAUUUCUGCUGGUUGACUCCCAACACCUCAUCUCCCCCGACUCAGGCCGCCAUGCAUGAAGGAUGCUUUCUAGCCACAGAGAGAUGAACUCAGUUGUGGAUGGAGGCUUUUCAAUUCUAAUAGAGGAACCAAGAAAUGUCCCCUCUGAAAGGAGAAGUGUGUCACUGCAUGGGCUCCAGACACAUGUACCCCACCUCUGUCUCCAGUUGAGUGCCCAUUCUCUGGAAAUCCACAAACAUUCCAAGAGCUGGACUUCUCCUGAAUCAUCUCAAAUUCUUCAAUCUCCACUGGUCUAGUGAAGGAUGUGGGGAGGUGACAGAAGGCGGGGCAAGACCCCCAGGGAGGUUAAAUUAGUCACUGCCACCCUCAACUCUCAGCAAGGGUGUCUCCCUGAGCAGAGGGACCUACAUGCACAGACUCCCUCCUGGACUUCUGGCACCAUGGUCCCACUGAAGAUGCUGGCCCUGGUCACCCUCCUCCUGGGGGCUUCUCUGCAGCACAUCCAUGCAGCUCGAGGGACCAAUGUUGGCCGAGAGUGCUGCCUGGAGUACUUCAGGGGAGCCAUUCCCCUUAGAAAGCUGUCUACUUGGUAUAGGACCUCCCAGGACUGUAACCGGAAAGCCAUUGUGCUUGUGACCGUCCAGGGCAGGGCUAUCUGUUCGGACCCCGAGGACCAGAGUGUGAAGAAGGCACUUAAAUACCUGCGAAGCCUGCAGAGGUCUCGAAGCCUCCUCACCUGGGACUCCUGACUGUCUCCUGGGACCACCCGGUACCUCCAGCAUCUGUGUUCACCACCCCAACCCCGAGUGCCUGGGUCCAAGGGAGGCCUUCCAAGGACAAAGAAGAGCCACACGGAGGAAGAUCCCAACCCCUUGUCUGAACUGGAGCCUUGGGCACAGAAGGGCCCAGAUUAAAUUCUUUCUGCUCA